Anthonomus grandis grandis is the source of this 1250-nucleotide messenger RNA. It is a transcript of the gene Ufd1-like, whose product is annotated as ubiquitin fusion degradation protein 1 homolog. NCBI's taxonomy places the organism in Eukaryota, Metazoa, Arthropoda, Insecta, Coleoptera, Curculionidae. Gene Ontology annotation, cellular component: VCP-NPL4-UFD1 AAA ATPase complex. The coding region runs from base 145 to 1047 and encodes 300 amino acids. Gene Ontology annotation, molecular function: polyubiquitin modification-dependent protein binding. The transcript is spliced from 7 exons. The record is from RefSeq and is a predicted model, not a curated record.
GUAACUGUCAAAACCAUACGGUUAGAUCUAGUGGAAUAUAAAAAUUUACUAUUUUCAUUGUUUGUCUUUUGAAAAAUAUUCAAAUAAUUGAGUUUAUUGGCCUUAUUAAUUUUGUUUGUGCUUCAACGCUAAAAUACAGAAAAAAUGUUUCAGUUUGGAUUUAAUAUGUUCCCGGAUAUUCCGAGACCCUUCAACGUCACAUACCAAUGCUAUUCUGUUGCUAUGCUUCCAGGAAAUGAACGACAGGAUGUAGAAAGAGGUGGAAAAAUUAUUAUGCCACCUAGUGCUCUUGAACAGCUAACCCGACUUAAUAUCAACUAUCCAAUGCUAUUCAAGUUAGUCAACAAAAAAACAAGAAGAGAAACACAUUGUGGUGUAUUAGAAUUUGUUGCUGAUGAAGGAAAAGUAUAUUUACCACUUUGGAUGAUGCAUAAUUUAAACCUUGAAGAGGGAGACUUGGUUCAGAUGGAAAGUGUAUCCUUACCAGUUGGUACAUUUUCAAAGUUUCAACCUCUAUCACCAGAAUUUCUUGAUAUCACAAAUCCAAAGGCAGUAUUGGAAAAUUGUCUUAGACUAUUUGCAUGUCUUACCAAGGGUGAUGUUAUAGCAGUUCAAUAUAACCAGAAAGUCUAUGAGUUGUGUGUGUUAGAAACAAAACCUGGUGAUGCAAUAAGUAUUAUUGAAUGCGAUAUGAAUGUAGAAUUUGCAGCUCCAAUAGGAUACAAAGAACCAGAACCUAAAAGAAAAACACAAGAGGAUGAAGAAAUGGCUCUAGAUCCUUCUGAUUUAAUGCCAGAACCCUCUGGUUUUGUCGCGUUUAAAGGUACAGGCAAUAGACUGGAUGGCAAAAAGAAAAAAGAAUCUACAUCUGCUGAACAUCUGAUCUCUAAACCAACAUAUGUCAGAGGAAUACCUGAUUAUGACUGGGAGAUAGGCACAUUACGAUUUAUCAGAAAAACGUUAAAGCCAAAAGCUAAUGAAUCCGAAGAACCCGAUGAAUUUAAGCCUUUUAAGGGGACAGGUUUUAGCCUGAGAAAUCGCACAUAAUGUAACUAUUUACUUCUAAUGUAUAUAAUUUUUUGUGAUUUUCAAACAUAAUAUUUAUUCUCAUGUUUUCUGUAUAAUUACAUAAAAUUAGUAGUUCCAAAGUAUUUUCAUUUAAUAUUUAUAUAAAGGUUUGGCUAUAAUAAAAGCUAUAAGUUAGUUUAUAAGAUGUUGUUUUGGGUAUCAGAAUAUAUUUUUAAUACACA